CUGCUUUCUAAAACAGGCUUGCAACAGGACAACUUUAAAUCUGGCUAUGUUAAACUACAAAAAUGAGUGGACCCAUGGCAUGGGUUUAUAAAGCAGUAAAUUAUUAUCAUGAGACAAUAAGAGCUUGGAUAUAGAUAAAACAUUAUUUUAUUCCUCUGGUAAGAGUCAGUUAAUAUAUAGACUGCACUCUGAUUAGAUGCCAAAAAAGAACAAUUGUGAUGAGGCUUAGAACUUGUAGACUCACUGGACUUGUGUCCUUAAAGGGUUUGAUGCUUAUCUCCUGUAUUGCUUCCGUAGCUCUCUUCUUAAAGAUACAACACCCACAGGAGUUGGCGGUAAAGAAAAUCUUAUCCCAAAGCUUGAUAAAAGCGCAGUCUUCAACUCUUACGUCAAAUGAAAGUGAGGACAUAACUUAUAUCAAUAUAACGGAUAAUGGUGAGGACAUAACUUUUAGCAACAUAGUGGAUAAUGCACAGAUGGACAACAUAUAUAAAAAUGAAACCUUAAUUAAACUUAAUACAAUGGUGGAAAAUGCCAUGAAGUUUCAAGCAGAUAAUGAUACAGAAAUAGAAAGAUGCAUGCAACAAAGAAGGCAGAAAAUAAGAGAAACUUGUCACAGAAAAAAAUCGAAAAAAAUCCGACUGUCAAAAAAUAUUCUUGUUGAUGACAACUUGAAAGUAAUUUAUUGUUACAUUCCCAAAGUUAGUUCUACAUAUAUAAUAAAAAGUCUUAUACAUUUGUCCAAAGGGAAUAUUAGUCUACCAGUGGAUAUACAUUAUGAUGGAAAAUAUGUUACCAGAUUGCUGAAAUACAAAAAAGCAGACAUCUUGUAUCGUUUGAAGACUUAUACUAAAUUCACAUUUGUCAGAGAACCUUUCUCUCGACUACUCUCAGCAUACAAUGAUAAAAUAGUUCGAAGUGGUGAUGAUCAUUUUUCAAAACAUCGAAAAAAACUAUUGGAAAAAUAUCACAAGAAUUCUGGGACAAAAAUUAUGUCUAUUGCUCCUUUUGUCGACUUUGUGGAUUAUGCAGUUCUGCAGAGAAAACUCCCCAAUGAACACUGGCUGCCAUUUUUUCAACUUUGUAGUCCAUGUAAUGUACAGUAUGAUUACAUUGGCAAAUAUGAAAACUUAGCCAAAGAAGGGAAUUUCAUUUUCAAGAAACUUGGGGCAAAACAUUCAGUCAUUGAGGAAAAACCAUAUAACAAAUCAAAAAAUCUUUCUAUGGAGAAAGCUUAUUCAACUUUAUCAAUUAAUCAAUUGGAAAAUUUAUCUGAAUUUUAUAAAAUGGACUUUGACUUAUUUGAAUAUCCAUUUCCACAAGCAUUGAGGGCUCAUUAUCCCACCGAACGAAGUUCGAGAGGGAUAUAGGAAAGCCGUCCGUCCGUCCGUUCGUCCGUCUGUUUGUCCGGGCGAUAACUCAAAUACCGUUUCAUGGAUUUGAUUCAAAUUUUAUAGGCUUAUGCCUUAUGGGUGUAGGACCUCUGCUCGAGAAGGAAUUUUCAAUAUGGCCACUGAAUUCAAAAUGGACGCCAUUUUUCGUAAAAAAUGUAAUCUUUAAUAACUCAAAUACUAGUUUGCGGAUUUGGUUCAAAUUUUAUAUGCUGAUGCCUAGGGACAAAGGAGUUUCGCACAAAAAGAGAUUUCCAAGAUGGCCGCUUAAUUUCAAAAUGGCGGCCAUUUUUCUUAAAAAUAUGUAAUGUAUGAUAACUCAAAUACCAGUGAACGGAUUUGGUUCAAAUUUUAUAUGAUGAUGCUUAGGGACACAGUAGCUCUGUUCGACAAAACAUUUUCAAGAUGGCCGCUUAAUUUCAAAAUGGCGGCAAUUUUUCGUAAAAAACGUUAUCUUUGAUAACUCAAAUACCAGUGAACAGAUUUGGUUGAAAUUUUAUAUGAUUAUGCCUAGGGACACAGUAGCUCUGUUCAAAAAAUAAUUUUCAAGAUGGCGGCUGAAUUUCAAGAUGGCGGCCCAAAUUCCUUAAAAAACGUGAUCUUUGAUAACUCAUAUAUGCUGAUGCCUAGGGACAAAGGAGUUUCGCACAAAAAAAGAUUUUCAAGAUGGCCGCUUAAUUUCAAAGUGGCGGCCAUUUUUUGUAAAAAUAUGUAAUCUUUGAUAACUCAAAUACCAGUGAACGGAUUUGGUUCAAAUUUUAUAUGAUUAUUAUUAGGGACACAGUAGCUAUGUCCGACAAAACAUUUUCAAGAUGGCCGCAUAAUUUCAAAAUGGCGGCAAUUUUUCGUAAAAAACGUAAUCUUUGAUAACUCAAAUACCAGUGAACAGAUUUGAUUGAAAUUUUAUAUGAUUAUGCCUAGGGACACAGUAGCUCUGUUCAAGAAAUAAUUUGUAAGAUGGUGGCUGAAUUUCAAGAUGGCGGCCCAUAUUCGUAAAAAAACGUAAUCUUUGAUAACUCAUAUACCAGUGAACAGAUUUGGUUCAAAUUUUAUAUGAUGAUGCCUAGUUCACAAUGGUAUAAACUAACUUUGUGCCAAAUUUCAUGCUUCUAUCUCAAAGUGCACAACCAUUUCAACAUUUACACUAGCUAUAAUAAGCAUAAUAUGUUUUGUUCGGUGGGAUUUGCUACUCCGUGGAGUUGCUGUUUUUCUAGUUAAAAUACUUUUCGAUGUUAGGUCUGUAAUAGAAGUUUUGCUAUAAAGCCUUGAAAUCUCAUUGAAGUCUCAUUUUUGUUGUGAUGUUUGAAUAUUAAACCAUCAAGAGCUAAUAUUUUUAUUUUAUUUGAUGACAUAUUUGAUUCCUGUUUGAAUUUUCUACUAAGUGAUCAUUGAUAUUAACAAAGACUUUUAUCAACUCAAUAAACAUGUAAUAUGUAUAUUUUGAAUAUAGAGGAAGAGUAUUAUAUUAGUCCACCCGCUAUGGCUCAGUGGCAGAGAGAGUCAAGAUUACCAAUAUCGCUUGGCCCCGGGUUCGAUUCCCGGUUCAGACAAGUUGUUUGUGCGUUAUGUAAUUCUGGGUGUUUGACUGAGUGGUUCACGACUCGUAGACAAGGCUGUGGUGUGUACCUGUAUGUCUGUGUACCUGUGCACAUAAAAGAAAACAAGGCUCCUUCAAGGAGGGGUUUCUGGCUCUAUCUUCGAGUGUAAAAAUACGUAAAUUACGGAAUAUACCAAUGAGGUAUUGCUCGUCAAAAUAUGGCGGUAACCAAGAUAUAAUAAUAAUAAUAUAAUAAUAAUAAUAAUAAUAAGCUUCACCAGUGCUAUAAUUGCCAUCUAUCCUUAACAGUCCUCUAUUGUACCUGAUAUGCUCCUGAUUAAAUAAAUAAAUGGGAGGCUGACCAAUGUGGUAGGGGGGGGGGUAAUUUAUUGUAUUCAGUCUGAGUAUCUCGGAUUAAGCUGGGGGUACCAAGCCAAAAAUGUCUGUUGACCUUGGCUUGGGUUUCAUACACAUUGUUUAUAAUAUUAUAUGUACUAACUUGCAAAAUGUUAUUCAUAUGAAAUAAAUAACCUUGAAAAAAAUUAAGCUGGAGGUUUUUGUUAUUAAGAAUUGUAAUAAAAAUUUAAUGUUUAUUAUUGACAAAUACAGAAAUUGCAUAAAUGAAGAAUGGUUGAAUUGUGAAUAAAUAAUGCAAAAUCUGAUAA
This is a messenger RNA of Owenia fusiformis, 3593 nucleotides long. Lineage: Eukaryota; Metazoa; Annelida; Polychaeta; Sabellida; Oweniidae. The record is from the annotation of a GenBank genome assembly.